This is a messenger RNA of Melospiza georgiana, 4716 nucleotides long. It is a transcript of the gene KRIT1, whose product is annotated as KRIT1 ankyrin repeat containing. NCBI's taxonomy places the organism in Eukaryota, Metazoa, Chordata, Aves, Passeriformes, Passerellidae. Gene Ontology annotation, biological process: cell redox homeostasis; regulation of establishment of cell polarity; negative regulation of angiogenesis. Gene Ontology annotation, cellular component: cytoskeleton; plasma membrane. The coding region runs from base 848 to 3058 and encodes 736 amino acids. The transcript is spliced from 17 exons. Gene Ontology annotation, molecular function: protein binding. The record is from RefSeq and is a predicted model, not a curated record.
CACAGACAUGCUCAUUCUGCACUGGAUUUAGUGCAGAGCAGUGGCAGAGGGAGUUCCCCCACUGCUUAUUUACCUGUCCCGCCACCUGUCAUCCAGGUGACCCGGCCGUAAGUGCAGGUUCCCUCCACACAAGCCCAUGACCCAAACCCUGUGUAUCCAAGCACGUGUAAGGAAACCCAAGGAGCAGAUCAUUCCCAGCUGUGCAUAAGGGAUGGUUGUUUCUUUUUCCUUUUAAAAUUCUUAAUAUCCUAAAGUAUGAGUUCUUGUAAGUCAGCAUGUUGCUUAUUUCAUGUUUUUAGAUGCUACUGUAAAUAGCAUACUUAAUGCUGAUGUAAAUACUGUAAAUUUGCUACUGCAAAUCAUUAGCUGUUUCUCUUCAGAUAUUAUACUGUUAACAUACCAUCACAGAGUCCUCUAACUAAGGUAUUUAUCUUAACUGAUGGUGAAAAUAUCCAUGCUUAUUAUUGUUAUUUAUGUUGAGGUUUUUUCAAUAUCUUUUCAGGUAGUCUUGGUCCCAGGAAAAAUACUGGACUAAGGGCAUAGGAAUCUGAAGACCUCUGUUUCUUCUAGAAGAGGUGGAGAAGCUAGAAACACUAACACUUAAAAUAUGUGGAGGAAUUAAUCUGCAAAAAGCAUGUGCUUACUGAUGCUAUGGAAUGAAAUGGUGUUCAUUUGCAGAUGAAGAGAAUGAUCAGCUGGAAGGUGGAAAUGGUUAGACAUAACCUUCUUUCUGGAAGCUGAUAUGUGAUUUUUCUUUAGGAGGUUUUCCAUAUAAUUUCCAUACAAUUUUGUGAUUUUAGGAAUUGUCACCUUGGUUUAACAGAAGGUGAUAAAGUAAGACGGAGAGAUGGGAAACCCAGAAAACAUUGGAGAUGCAUACGUUGCUGUGAUUCGUCCAAAAAAUACUGCUAGCCUCAAUUCUCGGGAAUAUCGAGCUAAAUCCUAUGAAAUUUUGCUGCUUGAAGUUCCCAUUGAAGGCCAAAAGAAAAAAAGAAAGAAAGUUUUGCUAGAAACUAAACUUCAAGGAGGCACUGAGAUAACCCAGAGCAUCUUGGAUUAUGUAUUAGAAGCCACCAAACCAAUUUCACCAGCCAAUCAGGGUAUUAAAGGAAAGCGUGUGGUGUUAAUGAAGAAGUUUCCUCUAGAUGGAGAGAAAGCAGGCCAGGAGGCAUCUCUUUACAUUGUUCCAACUGUUGUGAAAGAUAAUACGAAAUACACAUACAGUCCUGGAUGCCCUGUGUUCUACUGUUUACAAGACAUCAUGAGAGUCUGCAGUGAAUCCAGCACACACUUUGCUACACUUACUGCAAAAAUGUUAAUUGCCUUGGAUAAGUGGUUGGAUGAACGGCACACCCAGUCUCACUCCAUCCCUGCUUUAUUCAGACCAUCUCCUCUUGAAAGAAUUAAAACAAAUGUAAUAAACCCUGCCUAUGCUAUAGAACCUGGUCAAACAGAGAGCUCAUUGCACAUGGGUUAUACUGCCCUGGAAAUAAAGAGUAAAAUGCUGGCAUUGGAGAAAGCAGAUAUGUGUAUCUAUAAUCCUUUGUUUGGAUCUGACCUUCAGUAUACCAAUAGGGUUGACAAGGUGGUAAUAAAUCCAUACUUUGGCCUUGGAGCCCCAGACUAUUCAAAGAUUCAGAUUCCUAAAAGAGAAAAGUGGCAACGUAGCAUGAGCAGUGUCACAGAGGACAAGGAACACCAGUGGGUAGAUGAUUUCCCUCUUCACCGCAGUGCUUGUGAAGGAGACUCUGAUUUGCUAAGCCACCUUCUGGAUAAAAAGUUUUCUGUUAAUCAGUUGGAUAGUGACCACUGGGCACCAAUCCAUUAUGCAUGCUGGUAUGGAAAAGUUGAAGCCACUCGAAUGCUGUUGGAGAAAGGGAAAUGCAAUCCAAAUCUUUUGAAUGGUCAACUUAGCUCUCCUCUUCAUUUUGCUGCUGGAGGUGGGCAUGCUGAAAUAGUACAAAUUCUACUAAAUCAUCCCGAAAUUGACAGACACAUCACUGAUCAACAAGGAAGAUCUCCACUGAAUGUCUGUGAAGAGAACAAACAAAAUGAGUGGGAAGAAGCUGCAAAACUACUGAAGGAAGCCAUAAAUAAACCUUAUGAGAAGGCACGGAUUUAUCGUAUGGAUGGCUCGUAUCGCUCUGUGGAGCUGAAGCACGGAAACAACACAACUGUCCAGCAGAUAAUGGAGGGCAUGCGCCUGUCCCAGGAAACUCAGCAGUACUUCACUAUCUGGAUCUGUUCUGAGAACCUCAGUCUCCAGCUGAAGCCAUAUCACAAGCCUUUGCAGCAUAUUCGAGACUGGCCUGAAAUAUUCACUGAACUGACAAACUUGGAUCCUCAAAGGGAAACUUCACAGCUUUUCCUGAGACGGGAUGUGAGACUUCCACUGGAAAUAGAAAAAAAGAUUGAGGAUCCCUUGGCUAUUCUUAUACUUUUUGAUGAGGCCAGAUAUAAUUUACUUAAAGGUUUUUAUACAUCACCUGAUGCAAAACUGAUUACACUGGCAAGUCUGCUUCUACAAAUAGUCUAUGGAAAUUAUGAGAGCAAGAAACAUAAACAGGGCUUUCUAAAUGAAGAAAAUCUUAAAUCUAUCGUACCAAUAACUAAACUAAAAAGCAAAGCUCCUCACUGGACAAAUAGGAUACUUCAUGAAUACAAGAAUCUCAGCACCAGUGAAGGUGUCAGUAAGGAGAUGCAUCACCUUCAGCGCAUGUUCUUGCAGAAUUGCUGGGAAAUUCCUACUUAUGGAGCAGCUUUUUUCACAGGACAGAUAUUCACCAAAGCAAGUUCAAGUAGCCAUAAAGUCAUCAAAGUGUACGUAGGAGUAAACGUAAAAGGGCUGCACCUCCUCAACAUGGAAACAAAGGCUUUACUCCUCAGCCUGAAGUAUGGUUGCUUUAUGUGGCAGUUGGGAGAUGGAGAUACGUGUUUUCAAAUCCACAGUCUGGAAAACAAAAUGAGCUUUAUUGUACAUACCAAACAGGCAGGACUCGUUGUAAAGCUGCUGAUGAAAUUAAAUGGCCAGCUAAUGCCAACUGAAAGAAACGAGUGAUGGAAAUGAACAGGAGUUACGAGAUGGCAUCCAAUGGCUGAGCAAAAAACAACUUGUUCCUCCUCGUAACAGGACUUCCAUGUAUAUGAAUUUUACACAGUAGAAAAGUCAAUUUGUACAGUUUUUUAACUUUGUACAGAAGCUGCAUGGUUUAUUUUUUUAAAAAAACUAUACAACAUAUCUAUUAUUUUUAUAAGUAUUUUUGUGUUUCAUAUAUUAACUAUUGUAGGGCUUGAGCUUAACCAAUAAAGCUGAUGAAAUCUAAAUGGUUUACCAAGUUUGACGAGCAUGAAUCCAGUCAAGCUGUUGCUCCCAGAGAAAUAUGGGACUACCAGUGCCAUUAAGCAAGUCUCAGUUAACCUAUUUACUUUUCAUUGUGUCAUUGUGUGGAACAUCAAGGAGGUGGUAUAUGUUGCAGUAUUUUGUAGAUACCUUCUAAUUUUAAGAUACUAUUGAUAAAUAUGCUUAAAAGACCAGUUACACCUUUGAGCAACUACUUUUGAUAAACUCUUGUUUUUUAUUUGGUUUCUGACAAACAUUUUAGCUCGCUUUAUUUUUACUCUUAACUUUCUCAUACUUUGUAUUCGUAUUUAUUCUAAAAUACUGCAUGAGGAUGCCAAAAGGGAAAUACUUUAAGUCAUUCAGAAGCCAUAUUGAAUGUUUAGCAUGCUUGUUUUGUAAAAUGGAUUUUUACUUUUGCUGUGCAAUAUAAAAUGUAUGUAUGGAGGAGAGGGAGACAGGGACUUACAGAUGAACCUUACUCAGAGGACUUCAGAAAGUUUUAUAAAUCCUACCCUGGAUUGCAACACAUAUGCAGUAACAAAAGCUUAUACAGGAGGUACUAAGUUAUUUCUCUUAAAUUAAUUUUCUUACUAAUUAAUUCAGUUUCUUCAGGCUAAAAGCAGUGCAGGAUGCAGGAAUGAAGAUGACAAGGAAGAAACUGUUUGUAAGCAUUCUGUCUGCUCUUUGUAGAGUCAGGGUUGGGGCUCCACAAGUUGGGUCCCAAGUGUAAGGUGGGAUUCUAUGCAGUCUGAAACAUAUCCUUGUACGUUAAAAUAGAAUCUGUAACACAAAUCUUUGAAGUUUCUGGUUGUAUUUCAGGGUUAUAAGUGCACUUGACUAUUUCUUCUGUGUAAACUGCAUGCUAAAAACAGUGUGCAAUAUUUUGUAAAGAAAAGCUUUUAUAAAAAAUAAAAAUUAGCACUUGCCUCUAAGUUUUCAAAUAAAAGCUAAAAUGAAUGUAAAGAACUGUGCUGUUGUAUAGUAACUUUACUCAUACCUUACUAGUAACUGCAGUUUAAGAAAUUUAAGUAGUAAGCUGUUUAAAACAUGAACAGGAGACUUGUAUUUUGUAUCCUUCUUAGCAAGCUGUACUUUUCUACUUAAACUUCACAGGCCUAAAUUUUCAUGGAUUGUUGAUUUAUUUAAGGUAAAUAAUGCAACAGUCAGGUCCUUCAUCGUGCAUCCCUGCUAUCACUUGGCACUGGUAUCAGAAAUACAUUUCUCUACAUAGCACUUUCUUGUGAAAAUAGAGGAAAAUGUUAGGAAGGUAUGUCAGUUGCCUAUAUAACUAUACUAUCAAUAUGCCUUACUGCUGUGUAGUCAUUUCUGCUACAUUCUUAUUUAUUACUCCCUAAUAAAUUGUUUGCAACAAGUCA